Molecule: messenger RNA, 5821 nt
Organism: Myxocyprinus asiaticus (Chinese sucker)
Lineage: Eukaryota; Metazoa; Chordata; Actinopteri; Cypriniformes; Catostomidae
Product: G-protein coupled bile acid receptor 1-like
Exons: 2
Coding region: 297-1310 (337 amino acids)
Biological process (GO): G protein-coupled receptor signaling pathway
Cellular component (GO): membrane
Molecular function (GO): G protein-coupled receptor activity
Source: RefSeq, a predicted model, not a curated record
CUUUAAGAAGCAUCCUGCUCAGCUUUAUGUUCUUUGGCUUGUGGGGCACUCAGUCAGCUCUCAUUCUGCAAACGCUGGUGUUCAGGACAAGAGGAGAGUAGCAACACAGAGUUUUCAUGUUGAAUAGAAAUCACAGAUUCACUCAUGGCUGGAAUAUUUUAUGUGUGUCUAUUGUAUGAAGAUUAACCUUAUUUUUAAGGUCUUUUCUGUGUCAUACCUUCAUAGUGGAUGGAAAACGCUUAGUCUGUCCCUGGUUAGCCCAGCGGGGAACCACACUCCUCGGGUUGAGCUCCAAAAUGGAUCCAAAUGACAACCUGAGCAGAGAGAACUUAAUCUUUUAUCUCACAGUUCCACUCUCUACAAUCAUCAUUCUUGCCAAUCUCUUCAUCAUACUGGGCAUCGCCUGCAACCGCCAGCUCCACAACACCCCAAACUACUUCUUCUUGAGUUUAUUAGUGGCCGAUCUAUGCACUGGCAUCGCCCUGCCUUUCAUUCCCCGCAUGGGUCUCGACCGGCGGUUGGACUUCAAGCGAUGCUUGCUGAUGUACAUCUUCCCUAACUUCCUAUUCCUGUCGUUCCUCUUCAAUCUGGUGAUGGUGCAUUAUGAACGAUACCUGUGCAUCAUCAGUCCGCUACACCAUAGCCAGUUCUGGGUUCACCGGUACUUUCCGUUGGCUUUGUUGACAGCCUGGUUGCCACCAUUGCUUUAUGCAUCACUCCCUGCUUUUGGUUGGAAUAACUGGGUGGAACCCAACGCCAACAAGAGCUCCAACUUUAAUGAAACUUUCAUUAGAGGAGCUGGUAACCAUACAGAAGAUGAGGUUUGCUCCUACAAGCAGGUCUUUCCUGUUGCCUUUAUCUACUUGGAAGUGUACGGACUGGUGCUACCGGCCAUGUUGUCCAUCGUGGGCAUGACGGGCCGGGUAUUGUGGAUAGCACGCAAGCAGCUGCGUAACAUUUGUAAACUUCAACGUGCCGUGGAUCGUCUGCAGCAGCAACAGUCAGAGCACAAGCAACAGCUUAACCUGCGCUACGCCAAAUGCGUGGCCGCUGUGUCGCUCACAUUCCUCGUUUGCUGGGUGCCGUAUAUCGUCUACCAGCACAUGUCUGUAGCAGCACUUCAGAGCGGGGUGAGCUCUUCAAGCUCUUCCUUGUACAUCAUCAUGUCCUGUACGGGCAUUGGGAGCAUGGCCAUCAUUCCCCUCAUACUAGGACUGGCCAACAGGCAGUACACUGAGCCCAUCAGCAGGUUGAUGGUUAAACUGAGGAAUCGCUGGAGAAGACAGAACAGCAGAGACAUUACAAUUUGACAAGUGGGUUUAGAUGAACCAAAGGAUGUUUAUAUUUAAUGCGUCAAUAACUCGAUAUGACUCUGUUUCAACUCAAGAGUUGUUCUCUUCUAAAGUUCUGUUGUGUGUUAACUAUUUUUUAAAAUACAAAAGAACAAAAUACAUUCUACUGAUUAUUAAUCACAUCUGUCUGUUUGUCUGUCUCUCAAUAAAUCUUUAUCUGUCUAUCUAUCUAUCUAUCUAUCUAUCUAUCUAUCUAUCUAUCUAUCUGUCUUGUCUGUCUGUCUGUCUGUCUGUCGAAUUUGUUUAUCAGUCAAUACAUCACUUUUUAUCUGUCUGUCUGUCUGUCUGUCUGUCUGUCAAUAAAUAUAUAUGUCUGUCUGUCAGUAAAUCUCCAAUCUAUCCAUCCGUCCGUGUGUCUGUCUGUCUGUCGAAUUUGUUUGUCAGUCAACACAUCACUAUCUGUCUGUCUGUCAAUAAAUCUCCUAUCUAUCCAUCCGUCCAUCUGUCUGUCUAUCUAUCAAUAAAUAUAUAUCUGUCUGUCUGUCAAUAAAUCUCCCAUCCAUCCAUCCAUCCAUCCAUCCAUCCGUCCAUCUAUCCAUCUAUCUAUCUAUCUAUCUAUCUAUCUAUCUAUCUGUCUGUCUGUCUGUCUGUCUGUCUAUAUGUCAAUAAAUCUUUGUCUGUCUGUCUGUCUGUCUGUCUGUCAAGAACAGCUAACGCAAAUAUAUUUUUUAUAUUAAACUUAUUCACAUGCUAUUCAGAGACAAAUAAUAUUACAUUUCAGUAAAAUUAGAUAAUAAAAUCCAUUAGAAGGUAAGAUUCAUCAUACAUAGGGGAAAUUCAAUGGACAACAACGUAUUAAUUUACAAUAUGUCACAGUGUAUAACUCAUAGUCUAAACAUUUUUCUCUAUGUAAAUGCAGUUACAAUGAGAUAUACUUUUAACAUCAUAAAGUGCAUGCAAUUAUAAAUAAAUGAACAAACAUGGGAACUUUAAAAUGACCAAUGGGAAGAUGAAACAUGUAUAUGGUCAGAUUCCCAGAAACUGUCCUUCCACUUAAAGUGCAUUCAUCACUGUGACUCUGGAGAUAAUCUCUUGAAUAUUGUGUUUAUGUGUGCACUUCCAUAAUGUGUUUCUGUCUGUGUGUGCCAAAGACAAAGCAAAAAAAAAUAAAAAAUUGCAUAUUAACUGUAAACAAGAGAAACAAAGACAAACUGAGCUGCCUUUUAAUGGUUUGUGUCACAUGAUAAAUUAGGAAUAUAUUGAGUCCUUUGAGAACAUUUUUGUAACAUUACUACAAACAAAUGCGUGGAGCAUACAAGAUACGCUCCAGUGUUGAUCAUUAGUCAAAUGUACAUUUAUAGAAAGAAGAAAGCAUCUAAUAAACCUUUUUUUUUUAAAAGGUUUGAAGUAGAAACUAGGCGAGUGUUUAAGCCAAAAACACAACCUCAUCCACACACAAACUCAUCUUUUGCACUUUCAAAACCCUGUACUUCCUUCCUUCUUUGUUUCUCAAAGAGCUUUAAGUAUGAACUUUGUCAUCAGAAAACAAAUAUUGUCUAACUAAUUGUGCUUGUAAUUUGCUUGUUCACACUUAAGGUUAUGGAUCUGAGCAAACCCCAAACUAAGUAUUAAAUCUCAGCGCAUAACUUUGACUUGACAUGAUACCUCAAAUCAUGUAGCAAAAUGGGCAAAAGCAUCCCACAGAUUUACAUUGAAGUUGGGAUAGCAUGCAUACAUGUAAUGGUUCUAGUUCAUGAAUCAAGUAUAAUGGGAAACAUAUGUAAUAGGGUACGACGUAUUGGACGGAAAUACCCAUCUCCUCAGCUCCAAACUGGAAUUUUGCAGUUCAAAGGAAUACAAAUUAUUCAGUAUAACUUUUUCAGUAAUAAAUCAGUAUUAACCUCUCACCCUUCAGCCAACUGAUGUUGAUGUAAAAAGCUCAUCUUUGGACAGAGUUACUGGAAGUGAAGGGAGGACAGUCACUCCUCUGCCUUUGUCUGCAUAAGGUAUGUUUAUAAAUGUGAAACACAGAUGAGAUAUGUUAUUAAAGAAGGGCAUUAUAUAAACACUGUCCCAGUGUUUUAGUCCAGUAUCUGGGAGACACUCAAAAUUAUUUCUAAACAGCAGACUCAUUUAAUGUCUUAUAGUGCAACUGUCAAAAUGCAAUUCAUGUUGGCUCUGCUUCUCCUAAUGUAAAUGUGAAAGUAUUUUAAGAGAUGAUUUAUAAAAUAAACAGCAGUGGACAGUGGCUGUGUUCAUGACAUGUCAGUUGCAUUUUUUCCAUUGUUGAAAGUGGUAUCAUAUAACACUAUCUUUAUGCUAUACACUCACUCAUCACGCACAGGAACACCUGUACACCUACUUAUUCAUGUGAUUAUCUAAUCAGCCAAUCAUGUGGCAGGAGUGCAGUGCAUACAAUCAUGCAGAUACAGGUCAGGAGCUUCAGUUAAUGUUCACAUCAACCUUCAGAAUGGAGGAAAAUUAUGAUCUCAGUGAUUUCGACCGUGGCAUGAUUGUUUUUACCAGACGGGCUGGUUUGAUUAUUUCUGUAACUGCUGAUCUCCUGGGAUUUUCACGCACAACAGUUUCUAGAGUUUACUCAGAAUGGUGCCAAAAACAAAAAACAUCCAGUGAGCGGCAGUUCUGCAGACCGAAAUGCCUUGUUGAUGUCAGUGGUCAACAGAGAAUGGCCAGACUGGUUCAAGCUGACAGAAAGGCUACAGUAACUCAGAUAACCACUCUGUACAAUUGUAGUGAACAGAAUAGCAUCUCAGAAUGCACAUCAUGUCGAACCUUGAGGCGGAUGGGCUACAACAGCAGAAGACCACGUCAGGUUCCACUUCUGUCAGCCAAGAACAGAAAGCUGAGCUGCAGUGAGCACAGGGUCACCAAAACUGAACAGUUAAAGACUGGACAAACAUAGGCUGGUCUAAUGAAUCUCAAUUUCUGCUGAGGCACACAGACGAUAGGUCCACUGCAGCCUCAGCUUCCUUUUUUUGGCUGACAGAAAUGGAAUCCGACGUUCUUCUGCUGUAUUAAUACUGUACUAACCAUGUUUUUUGGCGGAAACCAUAGAUUUGAUGCAAUUAACAAUGGUGUUGUCAUGUGUAUUUUUUUAUUCUUGUAUUUCAUGUCUUUUAUUUCAAAAAUUCUAGUUCCUGGUUCAUGUCAUGUGGUUCCCUAGUCAUGUGAUUCCUGUUUCCCCUCCAUGUUCAUGUGACUUGUUUUCAUUGGUUUAUUGUUUAAUAUUCUUGAGUUCUGUUUGUUCAUUGGUUUGUUCUCCCAUGUCCAUGUAUUUAAACCUUCAUGUUUUCCAUUGUCCUUUGUGAAGUAUUGUAUAUGUUUGGCAUGCUGUUCAUGUCAGGUCAAGUUUAUGUCAAGUUCAUGUUUACGUCUAGUCAAGUUCAUGUUUAUGUUUCAAGUUUAUAGUUAGGGUUUUAUUGGAUUUCACUUUUGUUUAAUAAAUUGCACUUGGGUUCUUCAAUUCGUCUUCGUCUUCGUCAUUGCCAGUGUCAGCAGGUACGUUACAGAAAUACUUCACCCAACCAUGAACCCAGCAAUCCAGCUCCUCCACCUACGUCAGGGGAAUUGUCCCCUGGAGGAUUACGUUGAGGACUUUUGCGCCCUGGCCUGAUAGGUGGACUUUAAUGAGGUUGCCCUCAAAGACUGUUUCCGAUUUGGACUAAAUGAGCCUAUCUCCACUUUUAUGUCUGACGGUCGCAGUUCCCUCAGCCUCGCUCAGUAUAUCGACCUUGCCCUGCAGAUCACCGGUUCUGCGUUCACUGUGGGGGAGGCGGAUGCCGACCCAGCGUUCCACGACAUGGCCGCCGAGCCAGCGUUCCACGUCAUGGCAGCCGAGCCAGCGUUUCACCUCAUGGCCGCCGAGCCAGAGUUUCACGUCAUGGCCGCCGAGCCAGAGUUUCACGUCAUGGCCGCCGAGCCAGAGUUCCUCGUCAUGGUCGCUGAGCUAGCGCCAUCUUUUUCCCCAACGCCUCAGCCUGCUCCAUGCCAUGUCACAGCAACGCCUCAGCCUGCUCCAUUCCACGUCACAGCAAUGCCUCAGCCUGCUCCAUUCCACAUCACAGCAACGCCUCAGCCUGCUCCAUGCCACGUCACAGCCACGUCUGAUCCUGCUCCAUGCCACGUCACAACCACGUCUGAUCCUACUCCAUACCAUGUUACAGACACUCCUGAGCCUGCUCCAUGCCACAUCACAGCCACGCCUGAGCCUGCUCCAUGCCACAUCACAGCCACGCCUGAGUCUGUUCCAUGCCAUGUCAUGGCCACAUCUGAGCAGUUGGACCUGGAGAUGGUUCCCGCCCUUGUACCCACCCUUAGUUCUCCUGAGCAGGCAAGGGGAACUUUGAACCCUCCGAGCCCACCUGGACUCUCCGAGCCCUGGACUCCACCUUGGCCUGUUGAUCCCUCGACAUCGUCUCGGCUCUGUGUUCCCUCGGCUCCACUGCAGUCCUUCAGCCUGUCGGCUUUGCCGGGGUCCCUCGUCCCUCUGGCUCCUCCUUGAUCUGUCA